AUGUCCAAGAAACAUAGUAUUAGGCUUCCAGGUGUGUUGUUGGACGAGCUUAAGGGCCAAAACUAUGAUGAAGAUGAUUCGAGAUUUCAGACACCUAAGGUAAAGAGUUCAGGACGUAAUGGGAAGAGAAAGGCUCCAUUGGGAAGGAAAGAGCUUAGGAAACAACAGCGUGAAAGUAAGAAGGCUAAGCGUAGUGGGAAGUCUGACUCGCACCCUGUAAAGAAGACGCAACAUGAGGUUAAGAAAGUUUCAAAAGUACAAGAUACCAUUCGGAAAAACCAGAAAUCAAGCACGAGCAAGAAGUCAGAAUCUAAGCCUAAGCAGGUUAGAUUUGCUGAGAAAGAUGAUGUUAAGGUAUUUUCGUCCGAUGAUGAAUUAUCUGCUAGUGAUUUUGAUGAAUUUAGCGAGGGAGACUUAGACGAAGAAGAAUGGGAACAGCUUCGCGAGUUGGAAGGUGACGAUGAGGAUGAGGAUGAAGACCAACCUCUCACGGCAGAAGAAACUAUGAUGAAACUUAAGGAGUUGAAAGAAAAGAAGAUGAAGAGUAAUGGUAAUAGUGAAACCGCAAUGCCUGCUCCAGAUGUCGAUUCUGAUGAUGACGAUCAAUUGUCAAGUGACUACUCCGAUAUUGAUGAGGACGAUGAUGAGGAUCAACCUCUAACAGCAGAAGAAACUAUGAUGAAGCUUCAGGAGUUGAAAGAAAAGAAGAUGAAGAAUAGUAAUAAUAGUAAAGCUGUCGCGGCUGCUCCAGAUGUUGAUUCUGAUGAUGGUGAUGAUGACGAGCUAUCGUCAAGUGAGUACUCAGAUGCCGAAGAUGAUGAAGCGGAUGAUAAAGAGAUGACAGUUGAAGAAACAAUGGCCGCUCUAAAAGCAAUGAAGGAAAAGAAGCAAAAAAGUAAGUCCCAAGAUAUGAAACCUAAGAAGAAUACCACUCAAAGUAAAAAAGAUAGAACAUAUGCUCCUUUGACUCCGGAAGAAAGAGCAGCGAUUGAAAGAGACGAACAGGAUAUGAAAUACUAUGCUCGUAAAUUAGGUCUAAAGAAGAAUAAAUUGCAUGCGGCGGACGAGUAUGAUGCAAUUGGUGGUCUCUUAGAAGGUCUUGACUACUUUGAGAAUUUUGGAGAGGAAGGUGAAGAAGGUGAGGAAGAUGAGGAAGAUGAAAUUAUGUCAGAAGAAGAUAAUGAAGAUGAAAUUAUGUCAGAAGCAGAAGAUGAAAUUAUAUCAGGGAACGAAGAAGAGGAAGAAGAAGUCGAAAAUCCCUUUUCGUCGGAUGAUGAGCUAUCAAGUGGUGAUUUUGAGGAGUUCAGCGAAGGUGAUCUUGACGAAGAAGAAUGGGAACAACUUCGAGAAUUAGAGGGCGGAAAGCCAUCUAAAGCGCCCAAGGAGAAGGAAAAUAUUUAUACAGCACCAGUUUCUGAUACGUCACAAGCUUACAUUCCACCAUCUUUGAGAAAAAAACAACUAGAGGAUUCCGACUCUGAAACUUACAAAGAACUUAAAAAGAAGGUUAAAUCAUUGUUAAACAAAUUGUCGGAUUCCAACAUAACUGUUAUAGUUACCUCCCUAAAUGAGCUAUAUGACAAUUAUGCAAGACAAUAUGUUAACGAUGCAAUCAAUAAUCAAAUAAUUGAAGUUGUAGCACAGAAGAAUAAACUUCUAGAUACAUUUAUUAUGAGUUAUGCAGGUGUGGCAUUCAGCAUGUGGAAGCUUAAAGGCACAGAAGCAGGUGCAUCGUUCAUUCAAGCUUUAGUUCAAAAGUUUUUGGAUAUAUACAAUGAGCAAAUGGAAUUCAUUCAAAGCAAGGGCCCUAAUCCUGAAGAGGCAAUGUUGAUAUCAAAGGAGGCUACAAAUCUUCUAACUUUGCUUUCCUAUUCGUAUAAUUUUGGCUUGGUGUCAAGCAGAUUGAUUUAUGAUAUUAUUAAAGAAUUAAUUCAGAAUCCGAAUGAAUACACCACCGAACUUCUUUUGAGAAUUAUUUCUGUGUCAGGUUCUUUGAUUAGAGGUGAUGAUCCUAGAGCAUUGAAAGAUAUCAUCAGUGAGCUAUUGAACAACGUCAAGGGUUUAAAGCAGACUUCAAGAUUAAGUUUCUUACUUGAAACACUAACUGAUCUAAAGAAUAAUAGGUUGAAACCAUCUGUUAUGGCAGCCAGUCAUCAAAGUUUGAAAAAAACAAUAAUAGGUUCGCUACGUAUAUCCACGUCAGCAUCUUCAGAACCUUUACUAGCAUCUUUAGAUGAUAUCAAAAAUGUUGAAACCAAAGGUAAGUGGUGGUUAAUUGGUGCAUCAUGGAAGGGUAAUCAAGAAACGGCUUUCGAUGAGGUGAAAAAGACGAAUACUGACAGUUCAAUCGAUACGAAAUUAAACAUUGAAUUGGAAGAUAACUUACUCUCAGAAAUUAUAGACUGGAAUGAAGUUGCUAGGCAACAAAGGAUGAAUACUGAUGUUAGAAGAGCUAUUUUUGUCAGUAUUAUGUCUGCGGAAGAUUAUUUAGAUGCAUUUGCUAAGCUUGAGAAAUUAAACCUUAAAAGUAAACAGAGUCUUGAUAUAACUCGUGUUUUAGUGCAUUGUCUAUGUAACGACGGUGCUACUACUGGAUACAAUCCAUUUUAUUCACUUCUCGCAGCGAAGCUUUCGGAGCACAAUCAUAAGCUGCUUAAAUCUUUUCAGUUUUUGUUUUGGGAAAUAGUUAAGAAAUUCGAGACAGAAUCCUAUUCAGAUGAUGAAAAUGAGGACACCUUAUUCAAUAAUGAUUCCCUUGAUGAAGAUGCUAAAUUGCAAACUCUUGCAAAGCAAGGAAGAUUUUUUGGUUUCUUAAUUGCCAACGGAUCUUUGAAAUUGGACAUAUUUAAACAUGUUCCGCUAAUGGGAGGAAUUAACUCAGACGGUUUCGUAUUCUUUGAGAUACUUUUGUUUCAAAUGUUCCUAACUAUUGGUAAAACUGCCGAAAAAAAGGUUAAAAAAGAUGGAAAGAAAUCAUUUGAAUACAACUCUAAUGAACUACUCUCUUUAAUUGACAACGGUAUCACUAAUGAAAACAAAACAGUUAUUCUUAAAGCUUUGAAGUGGUUCAUUAAUAAACACUUCGAAUAUACAAAAUACAUAUCCGGGGUUGAAGGGUCUAAGGACUAUGAGAGGGAAUCUAGGAGAUUAUCGUGGGCAGUCAAUACCUUUAAAUCAUUGAUAGACGAUGCAUUGAAGACUUCCGACUUCUAA
Molecule: messenger RNA, 3213 nt
Organism: Kluyveromyces marxianus DMKU3-1042
Lineage: Eukaryota; Fungi; Ascomycota; Saccharomycetes; Saccharomycetales; Saccharomycetaceae
Gene: SGD1
Product: MIF4G domain family protein
Exons: 1
Coding region: 1-3213 (1070 amino acids)
Biological process (GO): ribosomal small subunit biogenesis
Cellular component (GO): nucleolus
Molecular function (GO): RNA binding; protein binding
Source: RefSeq, a predicted model, not a curated record